AUGUAUGGCGUCUUCCACAGGCCAGCCAAUGCGUUCAAAGGUGCUUCGCUGGUGAAUCCUUGGGAACUGACAGCGUGGCUAGUGUUCGAUAGUACUGCGCCAAAACAGCCCCAAGACAUCGCCACGAAGCUGGACAUGCAAGAGGAGUCGAGCAUUGGCGGGGCGAACCUGUGGAAGCGGGUAAUUGUACAGCCUGACAUCCCACUCAUGCAGACGCCAUUUGCCUUGCGAGGGGCUCGAGGUCCUUGCUGCGAUCAUCAGGAGCUUUAA
Penicillium longicatenatum is the source of this 270-nucleotide messenger RNA. RefSeq lists its product as uncharacterized. The transcript has a single exon. The record is from RefSeq and is a predicted model, not a curated record. Lineage: Eukaryota; Fungi; Ascomycota; Eurotiomycetes; Eurotiales; Aspergillaceae. Bases 1 to 270 code for a protein of 89 amino acids.